AUUACAGGCUGAAAACAGAAGCCAUCUCACUUGAAGCACUUACUACCUUUUUAACCUCCUGAAGAAUGGGCUUAAAUCGUUUUAAUUCAGAUAUGAUUGGAUCAGUUUUUUCGCUUUUUGCAGUAUUCCAACUGACUUCAUCUAUAACCGUUGACAUCCCACAACCAACUUAUGAAUUGGCCCGUGGUGACAACGCCGUACUACCCUGCACCUUCGUACCCCAAAAACCAAUCAACCAACAAGUCACGAUCACAUGGGUUGAACAUGCGGACAAUCCUGCAGAUGCUAAUAUUGAAAUCCUGACCUAUUACUACACUGCAACUGGGCCACCUUCACUAGACAUCUCGGAUGAUUUUGCCAACCGAGUUGACCUUCAGGUGGACAUUCCUAAAGGAUCGUCCGUCUUGACACUCAAAUCUCUGACUUCGAAGGACUCUAGAGUGUUUGCGUGCAUAGUUAAAAUUCCUGGUGACAAAGGAAAAUCAUCAGAUACCACUCAACUUGUGGUUCUGGUGGCUCCUACCAAACCCAUCUGCGCUAUUCAAGGCAAAGCGGAGUAUUACCAGAACAUCAACCUGACCUGUCGUUCAGAGGAGGGCACGCCGACACCGACGUACAAAUGGCAAAGCUAUGAUGUCAAUAAUAAACCCCGGCCGAAUCCACCCAAAGCUACUGAUGUGAAUGGAGUUUUGUCACUUUACAAUAUUUCCAUGGAGACCAGCGGUUAUUACAUCUGCACGUCUGCCAAUAAAAUACGCAGCGAAUCCUGUAAUCUGACUUUGUCCGUCAUGCCAUUCUCAAUGAACAUCGGCUCCACGGCAGGAAUAAUCGGAGGCUGUGUAGCCGCUGUUCUCCUCCUGAUUGUCGCUAUCUGCUGCUGCCGCCGAUGCCGGAAAAAGAAAGCGCCUGUGGAGUACCCCAUGGAUUAUGCUGCAGAGCACGGCGAGUACACAGACAAAGAGCCAAGGGAACUUGAAGAGCACCAAGAUAAACGUCUCGAGAGCAAAGCCGAUGCAUAUGACGACCGCGCAGAGCGCAGCGAUCACUAUGACGACCGGCGAGACCGUGAGGAUUUGCAGAGGAAGCCGGAUAACCGACAAUACGAUCCUGAUCGAUACAAUGACCGCCGGAGUGAUUAUGAUGACCGAAGUGAUCGAUCCAGUGAGCCCCGUGAACGCAAUGAUGACCGUCCUCGUAACCGAUAUCCUGACCGCUAUGAUGACCGCCGAGAUCGUUAUGACCACCCUGACGAUCGCUAUGACGAUCGCAGGGACCGCUAUGACCACCCUGACGAUCGCUAUGACUAUCGCAGGGACCGCUAUGACCACCCUGAUGAUCGCUAUGACGAUCGCCGAGACCAUUACGACCGCAGUAGACCUCCACAUCUUCCUGCUAAUAAGCCCACUCGAGGCUAAGUAGGCCUGCGAUGUGUAUAUAUAUUUUAGAUGUAUAUACGUUUCAAUGUUCAAAUUUAAAUUGAAACUUAACUGAAAUUGCCAAUAGUAUGUUUUUUUUUUUUUUUUCUUUUUUCCUCCUUUUUUUUCUUCUUUAAAAUGCAUGUGUACUAAUGUUCUGUACAUGUCCUAACUCACAUUCAAGCCUUUAAUUUUUUUAAAUAUGUUUAAAUAUUUUUUUUUAUCUACAUGUAAUGUAUGUUGGGCUUUUGGUUGAGGUUAAUUAUUGUGGAAUCUGAAUAAAGUAUUUUAAUGUGACUAUGUAAUAAUGACUAGAGCUUAAAAUGGCUCCAAAAAUGAUUAUUUUGGUGAUUAACUGUGACCAACAAAGUUCAUUAAGUUGUCUAAGACCAUCUAAUGACUUGGAAUCAAAUGAGCUGUAAGACACCGUGUUCAAGAAUUACUCACAAUGACCUCUGUAUCACAGAAAAAACCUGUCAUUCACUUAUUUUUGGGUUUCCCUCUUCUUCUUUUUCUUCUUUUUAAAAGGUGUUUUUAUUACUCAAGUUGUAAUGCAACAUUUAAUUGCUUUUUUUUUAAAAAAAUAAAGAGGUAUACAUUAGAA
This is a messenger RNA of Tachysurus vachellii, 2019 nucleotides long. RefSeq names its product cell surface A33 antigen-like. The record is from RefSeq and is a predicted model, not a curated record. Lineage: Eukaryota; Metazoa; Chordata; Actinopteri; Siluriformes; Bagridae. Bases 66 to 1415 code for a protein of 449 amino acids. Gene Ontology annotation, cellular component: plasma membrane. The transcript is spliced from 7 exons.